AUGGAGGGGCCGCUCCCGGGCGCGGCCGACGCCGCGAGCUUCGCCGACGAUGUGCUGCGCGUCUUCGGGGCCAACCACAGCCUGUCGGCGGGGCAGCUCUCCGAGCUGCUGCAGCGCCUGGGAGCCGCGCCCGCCCUGGGCUCGGCGCUGCCGCUCGCCCACCUGCACCACAACCAGUGUUUGACUAGUGAAGAAAUCUUUUCUUUGCAUGGGAUACCGAACAACAGUCACAUAUCAAAUUCCAGCUUCUCUACAAUAUGUCCUGCAGUUUUGCAACAGCUAAUUUUUCACCCAUGUGAUCAUCAGGAAAGCUUUGUGGACACAUCUAAACCACAUUCUUUGCAAGUUUGGGGAUUUGGGUUCCUGGCUGUGUCUAUCAUUAACUUGGCAUCACUUCUGGGAUUGAUUUUAACUCCUCUCUUAAAGAAGUCAUAUUUCCCCAAGGUUUUAACUUACUUUGUGGGCUUGGCCAUUGGUACUCUCUUCUCUAAUGCAAUUUUCCAGCUCAUUCCAGAGGCAUUUGGGUUUGACCCAAAAGUAGAUAACUAUGUUGAGAAAGCUGUUGCUGUGUUUGGAGGAUUCUAUAUUCUCUUCUUUGUGGAGAGGAUUCUUAAAGUGAUACUAAAGCUCUACAACAAGACUGGCCAUAAUUACUUCGAAAAUGGAGAAGAGCAUCAUUCUCAGGAUAAGACCAGCUCACCCAAAGCACCAUCAUCCAGCAAUGGGGGCGUGUGUUACGCAAAUUCUGCUGUCAUAGAGAGCAAUGGAAAUCUUGGUUUUGACAGCAUCAGUGUGGUCUCAGCACAGGAAGAAGUCAUCCAAAGCAGUUUAUGCAAGUGUCUUAAGGGGCGCCCACUGUCAAAGAUUGGGACCAUUGCUUGGAUGGUGACAUUGAGUGAUGCCGUACAUAAUUUCAUAGAUGGCUUGGCUAUUGGGGCUUCUUUCACUUUGUCUCUGCUUCAAGGGCUUAGUACCUCCAUAGCCAUCCUGUGUGAAGAGUUUCCUCAUGAACUGGGGGAUUUUGUCAUCUUGCUUAAUGCAGGAAUGAGUACUCGGCAGGCGCUGUUUUUCAAUUUCCUAUCCGCGUGUUCUUGUUACGUUGGGUUGGCCUUUGGAAUAUUAGUAGGCAACAACUUUGCCCCUAACAUCAUCUUUGCUAUAGCUGGUGGAAUGUUCCUGUACAUCUCCCUGGCAGAUAUGUUCCCAGAGAUGAAUGAUAUGCUGCGGGAGAAAGUGACAGGAAGAAAGACGGAUCUUACAUUCUUCCUUAUUCAGAAUGCUGGUUUACUAACGGGGUUUACUGCUAUCCUGAUGAUUACCUUGUAUGCAGAAAAUAUCGAGCUGUGAAAACGGAAUCAGGAUCGGAGGCAUCAAGUAAAUUGCAACUGGAAGACACUUGAAAUCCAUACGGGGACAUUUGUUUAAUCGACUCGAUUUUGAAAGAGUGGCAAGGCCCAAUCCUGUCCCUCUUGCCCCAAAUACAGGAAAUUCUUUAGGACUUGCAGUUGAACCAAAUAGUAGGAGCUGUCAGUUUCUGUACUAUGAAAAUAAAAUAAAAAAAAAAAAAGGAAAAGAAAAGAAAAGAAAAAUCUAAUAUUUUUAUUUCUUAAAAUUAUCAGUCAGAUCUGAACUGUCAUAGAGGAAGGGUGUUACUUGGCCAGUAUAAUUAUGCAAUACAUGCAACUACAUGCAGCUCCAGACCAACUGAAAGCUGAGGUCUAAAAGUAAGAUGUGUAUUUAAAAGAAAAUAAUACAGUUUCAUAUAUUUUUUUAACUGUGAUGAAGGCAAGCAGUUUCAAAAGUGGUUAAUCUUUAUGACUUUUUCAAAAGUGGUUAAUCUUUAUGACUUUUGUUGCAGGAUUUGUCUGUGUGACAUCUUCAUUCCCCAGCAAAAAAAAGAAAAAAAAAAAAUCAAACCAUUUCAGAGUAGGUACUAAUGAAGCUAAGAUUUUUAAUUACUAAUUAACACUGGAAGGAAAGAUACCAGUUCCUGCUUUUGAUCUUUUCGCUUUAUAAGUGCACUAGGGAAUUGUUGAUUUAUUUUGAGAACCACUCUUUAAUUAGAGGGAACCUGUGUUAAAUUUAUGACUGUUUAUCAACUCCAUAGUAUUUUUAAAAUGUUCAAGUAUUGUGUUUUAUGAAAAUAAUUGUUUCAUACUGAAAUUUCACGUAUAUCCCCUUUAAAAAUCAAUUUUUUAGUCUUAAAAAGGAGAAUUUAGAAAAAAACCCUGCUAAAAUCAACAUUCCAGUAUACUUUCUUCAUAAUUUGAAUGAUUUCUUUGUGUGCAGUUGGGUGGAAUGAAAUGAUAAUAAAAUAUACAAAUUCGUACCACAAUCUGUUGCGUGUGAACUUUCUAAAAUCCUGCUUAUAUGUAUGAGUUCUUCUGAAAUAAACAACUCAUCUACUCAUUACUAAUCUGUUGUAAGAUGAGCGCGGGGAAAUGAAUAAAAAAAUACAUUCCAUUU
Messenger RNA from Hirundo rustica (Barn swallow), 2466 nucleotides. RefSeq names its product solute carrier family 39 member 8 (gene SLC39A8). The record is from RefSeq and is a predicted model, not a curated record. Lineage: Eukaryota; Metazoa; Chordata; Aves; Passeriformes; Hirundinidae. Gene Ontology annotation, cellular component: membrane. Gene Ontology annotation, molecular function: zinc ion transmembrane transporter activity. Bases 1 to 1347 code for a protein of 448 amino acids. Gene Ontology annotation, biological process: zinc ion import across plasma membrane; intracellular zinc ion homeostasis. The transcript has 8 exons.